CCUAAGGCAGGAUGUGAUAGGUCGGGUUUCAUGUGAGCGCAGUCUCCUUCAGCUCGUCCUCCAACCAGCCAAGCCUGCCUCGCCCGUGCGGUCUGAGGAAAUCUGUCCCAAACUCACUUGAGCUCACCUCUACACGUCUCUCCGACCGGAACAAUGGCCGUGCCACCUUCAUAUGUUGAUCUGGGCAAGUCUGCCAAGGACAUCUUCAACAAGGGCUACGGAUUCGGCCUGGUGAAGCUCGACGUCAAGACAAAGUCAGCCAGUGGAGUGGAAUUCAAAACAUCUGGAUCCUCCAACACCGACACCAGCAAAGUCAUCGGCAGCCUUGAAACCAAAUACAAGAGGGCAGAGUAUGGCCUGACCUUCACUGAGAAGUGGAACACGGACAACACCCUCGGAACAGAAAUCACAAUUGAAGAUCAGAUCGCCAAGGGACUGAAGUUGACUUUUGACACCACCUUCUCACCGAACACUGGCAAGAAGAGCGGCAAGGUCAAGACCGCCUACAAGCGCGAGUACGUGAACCUGGGCUGCGACGUAGACUUUGACUUUGCUGGCCCCACCAUUCACGGUGCAGCCGUUGUCGGCUAUGAGGGCUGGCUCGCUGGCUACCAGAUGACCUUCGACACUGCCAAGUCCAGAAUGACCCAGAACAACUUCGCCAUUGGCUACAGGACGGGAGACUUCCAGCUGCACACAAAUGUCAACGACGGAGCAGAUUUUGGCGGCUCCAUCUACCAGAAGGUGAGCGACAAACUGGAGACUGCCGUCAACCUGGCGUGGACUGCAGGCAGCAACAGCACACGCUUUGGCAUCGCCGCCAAAUACCAGCUGGACAAGGAUGCCUCAGUCAGUGCUAAAGUGAACAACAACAGCCUUGUUGGUGUUGGUUACACCCAGACUCUUAGACCAGGUGUGAAGCUCACACUGGCUGGCCUGGUCGACGGCAAGAACAUCAACGCCGGAGGCCACAAGCUGGGUCUGGGUUUGGAAUUGGAGGCCUAAUCUUCUCGUCCCCUACACCAUGCAACUCCGGAAUAUCAGAAGAAAUUUGACCUUACGCAGUUCCCAACCAGCAAAAUGGGGGACAUCUUGGAAGAGAUCGGCUUCACAAAGGCUACGACAAAAAACUCUUAACUUGAGUGAGCACCAUUGUCAUACUGGUGUGGUUUUUUUUUCUUUCUUUUUUUUUUAUUUCUAGUUGCAAGAAUCAGGUGGCAUAUUAUUUAUAUAACUGUAACGUCAUGGUUCCAAUCCAGCACUGCCAUAAAUCCAAUCCAGUCCCAGUUGUGCGUGCAUCACUCUGCCUGUGUGGCUUUAUUGUGAUCUUGCAAGACACUCCUUAUUUGCGUGGUGUCAACCCCCCUGCCGAUUUCUUUUUGAAACGCCACCAGCUGAUAUUCCUCAGUUUUAAAGUACACUAGGCUUUCUUCCGUUGCUGUUUAAAUAAAGCUGUAAGCCUCCUUCACACGCGCACAAAGGUAUCCUGUCGGCCUUCGGAAACCAGUCCACUCAGCCGACCGCACAGAUAAAAAUACCGGGAGGCUUCGAGUGCUUGAAAGCGAUGCCAAACUUAUUAAAUGUAAAAGAGUUAACUCUAAGUAUCCUUUCUGUACAAGGACAUGGAGAUCCUUUUGUGUAUGUUACCUUUUCAAUAAAGUCUCCAACCUUCA
Molecule: messenger RNA, 1673 nt
Organism: Syngnathoides biaculeatus (alligator pipefish)
Lineage: Eukaryota; Metazoa; Chordata; Actinopteri; Syngnathiformes; Syngnathidae
Product: voltage-dependent anion-selective channel protein 2
Exons: 9
Coding region: 154-1005 (283 amino acids)
Biological process (GO): monoatomic anion transmembrane transport
Cellular component (GO): mitochondrial outer membrane
Molecular function (GO): voltage-gated monoatomic anion channel activity
Source: RefSeq, a predicted model, not a curated record